Messenger RNA from Stegodyphus dumicola, 1404 nucleotides. Its product is annotated as zinc finger MYND domain-containing protein 10-like. Gene Ontology annotation, biological process: motile cilium assembly; outer dynein arm assembly; inner dynein arm assembly. Lineage: Eukaryota; Metazoa; Arthropoda; Arachnida; Araneae; Eresidae. The record is from RefSeq and is a predicted model, not a curated record. Gene Ontology annotation, cellular component: cytoplasm; centriolar satellite.
GUUUUUGCAACAUGAAAGGAUGUAUAAACUUUCUGUACAAGCAUUACUUGAUGUCAAAUCUAGUGGUGAAGAAGUUGUAAAAGAGUAUUUGGUGACUCUUCAGAGGGUACCUCUUUUAAUCCAUGAGCUGAUAGUCACGGAGACUUGGAGACUUAAAGUUUUACCCUUGAUUUUGAAGAAAGAAAUUAAAACUACUGCAGUAAUUCCUAUGUAUAUGGUACUUUACCAUGAAAUUACAAUUGUAUCACUUCUCGAAGCUAUUCUUUUCCAUGAGGAAAUGAUUGAAUCUGCUGAAGAUUCUUUAAUUGAUCUUGUGGAUUAUAGUUACAGAAGAAUAAUAUUGCUUAAAAGCAUAGAAUUUGAAGAUGACCAAAAGGAUUCCUUGUCUCUGAGUGAACGAAAUUAUUUUUUGAAGCAAAAGAAGGAUAUCGAUUUCGAGUCUGGAAUUAAAUGUGUAUCAAUCUUAUCGUACAUGGCUCAGCACCAAAAAAUAAUACCUCUCAGCAUUCUGCACCGCUUGCUAACAGUUCAUGACAUCCCUUUGCUGUUUAGUAGUCUAAUUUAUGAGCCACCCUGGAUAAGAGGAAAGGCAAAAAAAGAAAAAUAUGAUGAUGGCAAAUGGAUUGCUCUUAAGCCUGAAAAAUUCAUGAAAAUAAGCAAGGCGGAAGGACAGGUCUGGAUAUGCUUAAUGCAACUGCUAUUAGGACAAGAUUGCCAAAGAAAGUAUGAUAUCAGUGACUUCAGAAAAGAACAAUUCCUAAAGCUGCGAUCAAGAAUAAAUGAGCAUUAUAUAGAUCAAAUGCCAAUCCUAAACGAAUUGUUACGUUUCCUGGAACACCUUAGUUUAUUCGAUGCUCCUUUGCCAAAGACUAGUAUUGUGAUUGAACAGGUUCCAGAAAUAAGAGAAAGCAUAUUUCAAAAAAAUAAAAGAAAAUGGGAGGAUAUUGCUGUGAAGCAAAUAGAAGAAUACUUCAGUCUUUCAGAAACGGAUCUUCGAGAACUUUGCAAAAAGUUAAGUGGAUCUUUUGAUUUAAAAUAUCUAGAAGCUAUGUGCCCAGAUACAAGUGCAUGUGCAAGCAGUGUGAAUACAACCUAGAAAAGAAUAUUCAAGAAAGCGAAUUUCAUAAUAAAGCAUACUUCUCUAUUAACCAGAAGUUAAUUACCUUCGUAGCACCACAUCUCUUUGGCAAUUUUAUGAAGACCUGAAAAAAUACUGCAGAGAAAAACUUAUGUAAUUAUAUAGAACUGAAUAGUAUAGCAAGAACUGCAAAGCAAGAGAAAACAGACGAAGUAGAAAAUAAAGUAACUAAUUUGCCUUGCUGAUCAGGAUAUUUUUCUUUACAAAAUUAAAGUGUUUCAAAACAAUAUGUAAACAUUAAAAAUAAAAAUAUAAUACAAAAUGUA